ACUGGGCGGGGAGCCGGAGGAGGAGGAGGCAGAGUAGGAAGAAGCCGGAAGUACUUCGACCCGGGUCGGUCUGGGCGUUGCGGGAUUGGGGCCUGGGAUCGCUUGGCCCCGGGCAGCCGAGAAGCCCGUGACGGGGCGGAGCAGCGUCAUCCCAUCCUUGAGGCCUGCUGACUGAUUUCUGCAUGAACCCACAGACAGUGCUGCUCCUACGGGUCAUUGCUGCCUUCUGCUUCCUGGGCAUCCUGUGUAGUCUCUCCGCAUUCCUCCUGGAUGUCUUUGGACCUAAGCACCCAGCCCUGAAGAUCACCCGCCGCUAUGCCUUUGCCCACAUCCUCACCGUCUUGCAGUGUGCCACCGUCAUCGGCUUUUCUUACUGGGCUUCUGAACUCAUCCUGGCCCAGCAGCAGCAGCAUAAGAAGUACCAUGGGUCCCAGGUCUAUGUCACCUUUGCCGUCAGCUUCUACCUGGUAGCAGGCGCCGGUGGAGCCUCCAUCCUGGCCACCGCAGCCAACCUCCUGCGCCACUACCCCACAGAGGAGGAGGAGCAGGCAUUGGAGCUGCUGUCAGAGAUGGAGGAAAAUGAACCCUACCCAGCCGAGUAUGAGGUCAUCAACCAGUUCCAGCCUCCCCCUGCCUACACGCCCUAGUGGAAGCCAGGGCUUCCUUUGGCAGCCCCUCUCUCACCCAGAGGAGCGGCUUGCCCCUGCAGUCCUCACUGGUAGGACCCAAUCAUCUUCAUCAAACCCUCCCCAGGAGAGACUCUGCCUUAGGGUUGUCCCUGCGUCCCUGUACCAGAAGCUGGGAUUCAGUGAUUUUACAUAAAGCUCUCUUUCCCCAA
Messenger RNA from Fukomys damarensis (Damara mole-rat), 838 nucleotides. It is a transcript of the gene Tmem127, whose product is annotated as transmembrane protein 127. Bases 183 to 647 code for a protein of 154 amino acids. Gene Ontology annotation, cellular component: membrane. The transcript has 3 exons. Gene Ontology annotation, biological process: negative regulation of TOR signaling; negative regulation of cell population proliferation. The record is from RefSeq and is a predicted model, not a curated record. Lineage: Eukaryota; Metazoa; Chordata; Mammalia; Rodentia; Bathyergidae.